AAGAGACCUGCACCGCCACAAGCGCCCAUCGUCACCAAAUCAACCUUCAGCAACACCAGCAUCAACCAGCAUCAGGCAUCUCCUCUGGCGGUAUUUUUGACGACUUAGACGCGCAAGACGUCGUCAGCCAGCAGCAUUUUUUCACGAUACCCGGAAGUGGACUCAUAUCUAUCCAGCCGAACAGGCAGAAGAAUAGUCUACGACCAGGUACAAAAGGCCGGCUACCGCCCCCUUUGGACGGCCGCUAUAUGAUUCAACCAUCUUCCCAACGGCGUCACAUCUCGCCAAUCUUCAGCUGAAUAGUCACCACUCUUGCACUUAGUCGCGAAGAUGCCUCCGCCGCCCCCUCCCCCUCCGCCGCCGCCACCGAUGCCUGGAAAGGCUGCCGGACCUCCCAAGGGCGGUCCUCCAAGGACUGCUCUCCUUUCAGAUAUCUCCAAGGGCACAAAGCUCAAGAAAACCGUUACAAAUGACAGAUCUGCACCUCUUAUUGGAAAGACAUCCGGAGGCUCGGGAGGCCCUCCUGUUGCUGGUGCCCCGCCGGUUCCGGGAAUGGCGCCUAAACCACCAGGCGGACUUGCCCCCCCUGUCCCCGGAGGCGCUGUGAACAGACUGAGAAGCAAUAGUGCUGGGAAUGAACGGCCUGGAGGUGACGAUAGUGUUCCAUCUGCACCGCAGCUAGGCGGUUUGUUCGCGGGCGGAAUGCCUAAGCUUAAGAAGCGCGGUGGUAUAGAUACAGGUGCCUCUUCAAAUGCAUCGUAUCUGUCGGACUCUGAAGCACAGAGUAGCUCGAGGACACCACCUCCUUCAGGGGCCGCGCCUAAACCUCCGAUACCAUUGAGCAAAACACCUACUUUUCGUCCAUCUCCUCCGCCAUCUACAGAAGCUACGUCUACACCCCUGUCAAUCCACUGGUAG
Messenger RNA from Trichophyton rubrum CBS 118892, 918 nucleotides. RefSeq lists its product as uncharacterized. Gene Ontology annotation, molecular function: actin binding. Bases 331 to 918 code for a protein of 195 amino acids. NCBI's taxonomy places the organism in Eukaryota, Fungi, Ascomycota, Eurotiomycetes, Onygenales, Arthrodermataceae. The record is from RefSeq and is a predicted model, not a curated record. The transcript has 2 exons.